AUGCGCAUUUUGCUUGCUAACCACGAAAUACCAGACUUCAUUAAAGAAGAAAUUCUUACUGCAAAAAAAGCAGGAAUUGCAAUACCGCAAAUCCAAUCUCUUCUUACAAUAAAAUACAGAACAGUCGUGAAGGAGUGGUUAAUAAAGGAUGUGUAUAAUCUGGUUGAUGCUGAUUGCACGUUGCGUAAUAAAUUUCAAGCCCACAAUUUUCUUCUUCUCUUCCAACAAAAACAUAAUAAUGACUCCGAAUUUUCUUACAAAUUUGUAUUGGAUAAAAAUGACUGGUUGAAACAUGUGAUCUGGGUGUAUGCUGCACAAAAACGACAAUAUAUGCAUUUUCAUGACACGAUUGUGUACGAUAACACAUAUAAGAGCAAUUAUUUUUUGAUGCCUUUUGGGGUGUUUACAGGCGUCACCAAUAACGGUCUCACUUAUUGCGCUGCUGGUGCACUACUUCGUGACGAAACAUCUUCGAGUUUUGAAUGGCUUUUCAAAGCUUUUAUUCAUAUAUUCGGCACCGCACCUAAUACUAUUCUUACUGAUAACGAUCUCGCGAUGGCUGAUGCUAUCUGUUCUGUCCUUACCAAUAAGUCCAAUAUGACCUCUAAGCUUGGAAUGAAGUAUAAUAUAUUUCACACAGAUCUUAUGAAAUGUUUAAGUCAUUAUAUUGACAAAACCGAGUUUAAAAAGCAAUGGAAAUGUAUAAUAGAAAAUGAAAACUAUGCUGAGGCACAGUCGUACCUGGGAGUUCUUAGUCGGUGGCGUGAACGGUGGGCCUCAGCAUAUUUAAAAGAUUAUUUUUUUGCUGACAUGUUGUCAACGCAGAGGGGUGAAUCAAUGAACAGUCUUUUAAAGAGCUUCGUAGAUUGUAAAACAAGGCUCACGGAAUUUUUAGCAGCCUUUGAGCAUGCACUUUACUUUUGUGAAGAGGCGGAACAUAUUUCUGCUUACAAAGAGCUUGUCUACCCCAUACCUUCAGAUUUUCCAAAUCCAAUUGAAAACCAGGCUGCUAACGCAUAUGCGUGUGAGGAAAUAACUGAUGACAAUGGAGUGUGUUGUUUUAAGCUGUCAUGUUAUGAAAGGCCUGAUGUUAUACGUCGUGUCUACUAUGAUGGCAAGGUGCUUGCUUGUUGCUGCCACAAUCUCGAAUUUGCUGGAAUAGUUUGUCGCCAUUCCCUUGCAGUUGCGGUUCACCUGUCUCUCGCUCAACUCGAUCCUGUCUACUUUCCAAAACGCUGGCAAAAGGACCCGCCCGAGUUGGAGCUUGCAAAAGACUAUGUUAAUUUUUAUAGCCGUACACAACCACAAGAUCCAGGAACUUUAGCAUCACAUAAAUCAUUUGGUGAAGGUGACUCUCAAAUCCGAUUUAUGCGUAUCCAUCAACUAUCAGGAGAAAUCGCAAACAAAAUUGCAAUGGAUCCCCAUAAAUGUGCAGAUUUUACGUCAUACUUCGAAAAAUAUCUGGAGGCAUUAUAUGAUGCUGACAAUGAUCUUGUUUCAAUUUAUGAGAAUGCAUCGGCAUCCCCGGAACAUCCAAUAAUUAACAAUCCUAUAAAAAGCAAGGCCGUUGGCCGACCAAAAAAAGGAAGAAUUAGGUCCAAGAAGGAAAAAGAAGGAAGAAUUAGGUGUAAGAAGGAAAAAGAACAAAUUAGAUGUGAGAAGGAAAAAGAAAAGAAAAAUAUGCCCCCU
Cetraspora pellucida is the source of this 1689-nucleotide messenger RNA. The record is from the annotation of a GenBank genome assembly. Lineage: Eukaryota; Fungi; Glomeromycota; Glomeromycetes; Diversisporales; Gigasporaceae.